This is a messenger RNA of Papilio polytes (common Mormon), 4967 nucleotides long. It is a transcript of the gene pdm3, whose product is annotated as POU domain, class 6, transcription factor 2. Lineage: Eukaryota; Metazoa; Arthropoda; Insecta; Lepidoptera; Papilionidae. Bases 425 to 2311 code for a protein of 628 amino acids. The transcript has 15 exons. The record is from RefSeq and is a predicted model, not a curated record. Gene Ontology annotation, molecular function: RNA polymerase II cis-regulatory region sequence-specific DNA binding; DNA-binding transcription factor activity, RNA polymerase II-specific. Gene Ontology annotation, biological process: regulation of transcription by RNA polymerase II.
GUCGGCGUUCUGGCGCGGUCGGCCGUGUUUGUGUUCGCUCGUGUCACGGCCACAGAGUAAAAAUAACAUUUCGCGCGUCUUUUGACAGCUAAUUCGAAAGUUUCCGGUGCGUUCGGAAAUCUUAGCCGAGUCACAAGUGUCGUUCUUAGAACGGAAUCGAAGGAUAUUGGAGAGGUAAUUUGCAGUGUUAAUUAUCGGCUCGCGGUGGCCGUUUGAGACGCUACAGUCUGAUGAAUCAGCGAACGCCGGCUAAUUAACAGCGCAGCUACGAAAACAAAUCUUGACGCCUUCAACUGCCGCUUUGUAUUUAACGUGAAAGGCAGCGGCCGGCAGCAAGCUGUUUUACCCUUAUCUGAAGACGUCCUCCCUGCACAGGGACUUCCUGUUUGCCAGUGGCUCCGAGGCCAUUGCAAUCACAGCCUUUAUGAAAAAUGAAAAUCCCUAUGCGUGGUUAUCGAAUGAGAGGGACAUUGAAACUAGGAGUUAUCGUUUUCACAAUACGGAACCAAACGAGUCGGGAUGCGAGGCUGAUAUGCUGGAGGGCGCGGAGGCGUGCCGGCACUCGCCGCCCCGGCCGCAGCAGGAGCCCAUCAAUCUCAAGAAUGAGCAGGCGGAGUCGGAUCGUGAGAGCGGCGCGAGCUCGCCGGAGGGUGGCGGACGACUGCCGGCCGAGGCGCGCUCGCCGUCGCCGCGUGCGCGCUCCCCCCACCAUAACACGCACUUGAAUGGCUCCAUGGCGUCGAUGUUCCAAAACCUCCAGAACUUGGCGAGCAUGCAGCAAAACAUGGCGCCCAUGUCCCAGCAGCAGAUGUCCCAGCAAAUGUCCCAGCAGAUGUCCCAGCUGGCCGCUAACCUACAGGGCCUCACCUCCAUGCCUUCCAACCCUGUCAUCAACUCGCCUUUGAACCUCAGCGUUAGCGCCCCAGCAGGCAUGGGGUCGCCGACGCCGGUGGGGAAUAGCAACAUGCUGCCACCAGCGCUGCCCUCGCCCAUGCCACAACUCAUCCUCGCCUCCGGACAGCUGGUGCAAGGCAUACAGGGCGCGCAGCUCCUCAUACCCACCUCACAGGGAAUCGCAACGCAAACCAUCCUCACGAUACCUGUCAACCACGUGAACUCAAACGACCAAAUGGUCAACUUAGCGCUCAACAACGGCCAAGUAGUGUCAACGUCACUGGCCAACCUCCAAGCGAUGGCCCAACCUCACCAGCUUCUAAACUCCAACCCGCAACAGCCGGCCAACAUUAGACCCAACAUGCUGAAUCCAACGCUAUCGAAUGCGCUAUUGAACCCGGGUUUGCCAAACUUCUUGACCAACGGAGCGACCAAUGCUCAGGAGUUAUUGCAAGCACUUCAGCAACAGCCGCAAGCGAAUCACAACCUUCUGCAGACGGUGCAACAGAACAAUAUGCCGCAACAAAUGCAAGGCAGGCGGUCGUCGUCGCCGCGCUCCGACAGGCAUUACAAAGAGAGGGAAACCUUUGAGAGAUUCGCCGGAGGUCCCAGAGAGAGGAACGAAAGGGACAAUGUUGGAGCAGCUGCUUUAAACAGUAUUAACAGGCUUGCUGCGUCGAAUGGGGAGAUCACGAUCACGACGUCGCACGCGAGCGGAGCGCCAUGCAGUUCGACGAGCUGCUCGAACUCGUCGCCGCACGCGCCCGUCAAACUGUCUCCGGGAUCCAUCAAGUCGCCGCCCCAGGAAGAUGCCGAUUUACUAGCAGAUUCACCAAACCAACCCACCAUCAGUCAGUCUUCUGGUAACGUGGUCGACGGCAUCAACCUCGAGGAUAUCAAGGAGUUCGCGAAGGCGUUCAAGCUACGUCGACUCGGACUGGGCUUGACGCAGACGCAAGUGGGGCAGGCGCUGUCCGUUACCGAAGGACCAGCGUAUAGCCAAAGCGCGAUUUGCAGUGCCCUGGCUUCGCAGAUGCUAGCAGCUCAGCUGUCGUCACAGCAACAAAACAUAUUUGAGAAAUUGGAUAUAACACCAAAAAGUGCGCAGAAAAUCAAACCGGUGCUCGAACGUUGGAUGAAGGAAGCCGAAGAGAGGUACGCUUCCGGACAGAAUCAUUUGACGGACUUCAUUGGGAUGGAGCCGAGUAAAAAACGCAAACGACGAACAUCUUUCACACCUCAAGCUCUUGAACUACUCAACGCACAUUUCGAAAGGAACACCCAUCCUUCAGGCACGGAGAUCACCGGGCUGGCGCAUCAGUUAGGAUACGAGCGGGAAGUCAUCAGAAUAUGGUUCUGCAACAAGCGCCAAGCGCUCAAGAACACUGUUCGCAUGAUGUCCAAGGGAAUAGUCUAAACCGUACAAGAAAAUCUAGCAAAUUAAUUCCGUUACACGACUAUAAGAAUGAAUCCGGCAAUAGUGAUGGGCAAUUUAAUAUAUCGAUAGUUUCGCUUCAAAAAGCACGUAGGUGUUUACAACGUGACACAUUUUAUUUUGCAAUAUUCUAUAAUCGAUGUUCCCUUCCGAUAUAUCGUUUUAAUCAACGUUUGGCCUUAACAUGAAUCUAACACGAUUCCAGCCAAGGUAAUAAAGUAAGUUAUGAUUUCUUUUGAAUAAAAUAUAAUUGUUAAAAUACAAUUUUCGACUGAUAUAUUCGUCUCGUAGAUACUUUUACAAUGAUAUGAGUGGUAUUCGUAGGUUAUAAAGAUAGUUGUUUAGUACAAAUGGCAAACAGUCGCAUUGUAAUACACUUAUGUAACCAGAAAUUUCAAACUGUUUCAAUGUUACGACUAUGUUUAGGAGUGGAAUCAUAUUUACGGCAUUUAGCCUCGAAUUCUUAUUACAUAUAAAGCAUAAGGUCUAAAUUCCUCAAAAUUGUGCACAUUUAUAUGUUUCAUUUUAUAUUAUUUGUAAUAUAAUUGCAUUUUGUAAAUAAGUACAAUCCGAAGUCUCGUCAAUGCGAAGUAGAAGAUAGAUAUUAAUUUAUUUGAAUACUCUUGAGUUGAAUUCGUUGUUAGUGAAUGUCGCACGAUAGCUAUAGUACUAUGAAGUAGUCGAAAUGUCUUGUAUUAGUGGCCUACUGAGAGUUCUUUCAAGUUUCUGUUUAUAGAUAGGCAUGAAGCGAUAUUAUGUAUAGAUUUUAUUAAUUGUAUUGAGUCGUAAUUGUAAAUAUUGUUCACGUAUUUUUAGUUCAUUAAAACGUAUUAUUAAUUUUACGUACCUAAAAUAGGUAAGUCCUAGCUUCUUAAGAUAUUAAGUAGAUAUUCAAGUUGGGUUUCUGUUGCUAAUAAUAAUUUUAAGCGAAAGUUUGCCUUAAUUUAAAAAAUUUGCAAAUUGUUUGUUUAUAAUAUAAGGCAUUUUUAAAACGAAAUACAUGUAACAGGAGGUCUUUACACGUUAUAAUGGAACGAAAUAUUUAGUGUGCAUAUUUUUUGAGAGGUUACAAAUUAAAAAAAAAACUAUUAAAAUUACCUCGCAUUUGGAAAGUAGAUUUUGAAAUAUUAUAUACAAAUAGAGUUUUGGAAAAAAAAUUAAAUUAUAUAUUUAUGUUUUGAAUCCUCAAAAAAUGUGCACACUGAACUUAUAAAGUUCUGGGAACUUUUUUUUUUUUUUUUAAAUUAACAUAAAACACAAUAGAAUACAAAUAAUUUAAAUAAUAUAUGUGACAAGAUAUUGUUUUCUUGUAAUGUAACUUCGUUGUAAGUUUUUCUUUACAGUUUGUAUAAAUGUUUAAGUUGUAAAGUAAGUGUAGGACCUGCUGUUAAGUGCAUUGCGAUAGUUUUAAGGCUGUAAAUUAACGUAUGUUAAUGACCAAUGAAAACCAACUUGUGAUCAUUAAUAUUUGUACUGUUACCUACUACUGUAACAAGAGUCGUUAAAAAAUAAUAUUAUAAAAAAAAUGAACAUAUUUUUCGGCUGUUGAAAAAUUGUAAAUACAAUAUUAAGGAUAAUAAAAAAACUAUUUGGAUUAAUAUUUAGGAAACAAAGGUGAAAAAAAAUAUUAUCGAAAUUUAUAUUUUCAAAAAUUAUUACAAGUGCAAAAAAAUGUGUAUUUAAUGAUAAUGAAAAAAUCGAGGAAUGUUCGGCCAUAAUCUAAAUUGAUAUAAGAAAACGGGAUUUUUUAUCGACUACAACACAACACUACAACCACAAGCAGUAAGGUAAACAGACAAUCGACAAGUGUGACGCGAUGUUGCUGUUAUAAAUAUGUACUUAUAUUUAUGGAAUCAGGUUUUUUUAUAAAUAUUUUCUGAUCCUAGAUAUUAUCAUCUUCAAACCAAUUACUGUUUAAUUUUACUGUAAAUUUGAACGUAGAAGAGAGAGGUGUAUCAGAAUCGGUUGUCACUGCCUUCCCCGCUGGGUCAAGGCUUAUGUUAGAAUUACUGGAUAAGCCCAAAUAUAAAUAAAUAUGACAAAACCACAGCGGUUUGUAAACUUCCCUCUUUCGCGGUACCGAUAAAUUUGCUUGAAAUACUGGUUUUUACCGGUUAUUCAUUAUUGCCAGUAUUUUCAUAGAAAAACCGCUCGUAUUACAGUCAUCAUAGUACUCAAAAUGAUUUCUUCAAAUUGCAUUAAAAUAAAUAAUUGCUAAUAGUCUUUGCCAUUCAAUAAGUAAAGAUACUUGUGUUGCCAGUAAAUAAAAUUAAAAAAACCUGAUUCCCCACAAACAUUAGCGUAAUAGAACGAAGCAUAGAAUGCUAAGUACAAAUAAUAAUUUUAACUAUAAAACUGCUAGUCCCGUUAUAAUAAAGCUAUUUUUAAACAAAUAACGAGGCAAAAUCGCGUCGCACCACUGGUUUUCAUGAUCCGCAUGUAUAAUCUAUAAUAAAAUAGUUUAAAAUACAAUUAUAAAGGUCUACUACACAUAACUUCAUCUGUAACACAUAUUCAAACCAAACUGUAACAAUAUGUACUAGCGUAUUAAUUUUUUUCUUCCUGUAACGGUACCGAAUGAAAGACUAUGGCUGCUGGUUUACGAAGAGGGGUGGAUUAAAGGCAGAUAACUGUUUGA